AUGACCUUCCCGACACCAAACCCGAGCUCAAGUUCAAAUUCGAGACCAUGCUCUAUCCCUCGUACAUUCCGUAUCGGCCAACCAUCCGAUGCUGCGUCCUUCUCCAACCUUCUAAAAGAAGUAUUCACCAAGACGUUUUCUCAUGAUUUACCAAACGAGGACUUACAAGAGUACCUAUCCAACACAUUAUCAAAUCAGCAGAUCGAAAGAGAAAUUCGGGAUGAUGACUCAAUCUGGAUCUUAGCUGUUUCCGUACCUGUAUCUAUCAGAUCUUCAACCCAAAAGGAAGAAGACGAGAUAUUAUUAGGUGUAAUUCAACUUCGGCUCAAAUCGAUCAAAGAUUGUCUGACCCUCACCUCAAGCCCCAUUGAAUUACAUCGGAUAUACCUGUCCACCCAAACGCACGGUAAAGGUUUAUCUCAAUCUAUACUCCAUCAUGCCGAGGAGAUAUCAAGAGCCAGGGGAUAUAGUAGUAUAUGGUUGGAAGUGUAUAGUAAACAUCCUCAGGGGAUAAAGUUCUACGAGAAAAGUGGAUUUAGGAAAUGCGGAGAGAGGAUCUUCAAAGUUGGGGAUGAAGAACAGGUUGAUUGGGUGAUGGAAAAGAGUUUGAUCGAAUAG
Messenger RNA from Kwoniella mangroviensis CBS 8507, 618 nucleotides. RefSeq lists its product as uncharacterized. Lineage: Eukaryota; Fungi; Basidiomycota; Tremellomycetes; Tremellales; Cryptococcaceae. The transcript has a single exon. Gene Ontology annotation, molecular function: acyltransferase activity, transferring groups other than amino-acyl groups. The coding region runs from base 1 to 618 and encodes 205 amino acids. The record is from RefSeq and is a predicted model, not a curated record.